Paecilomyces variotii is the source of this 2829-nucleotide messenger RNA. RefSeq names its product OPT oligopeptide transporter protein-domain-containing protein. The record is from RefSeq and is a predicted model, not a curated record. Gene Ontology annotation, biological process: transmembrane transport. Gene Ontology annotation, molecular function: oligopeptide transmembrane transporter activity. The transcript has 6 exons. Bases 187 to 2466 code for a protein of 759 amino acids. NCBI's taxonomy places the organism in Eukaryota, Fungi, Ascomycota, Eurotiomycetes, Eurotiales, Thermoascaceae.
CCCCACGAAAUCGAAGCCUUUUGACCCACUGGAAGGCCCGUGGAAGCAUCAGAAACAUUAGAUUGGUUUCCCGUGGCCUCGAGAAACGAAGAUCUGGGUCUUCCCGUCCGCCCACCCGUUCUCAUUCUCCUGCCCGUCCCCUUUAAGUCCCUCUCAUCCCCACUGGUAUCCCCAAUCGAGCACAGGAUGGAGACGGAGAAGAUGGCCUCGCGCCCGCCUGGCACAAUCAUGGCCGAGGUCGAGACCGAUGGUAAAGUCGCUGAGCCCAAGAUCCUUCCCAAUGACAACAGCGAGCUUGGUUUCAUCGAUGAUGGCGAGGCAAAAGAGAUUCUCCCAUUCGAGGCCGAUGACUCUCCCUUUCCAGAGGUUCGCGCGGUCGUCCCCGCCGCCGACGAUCCAACUCUGCCCGUCAACACGGUGCGGAUGUGGUUCAUCGGAAUCAUCUUCACGAUCAUCGGCAGCGGUCUGAACCAGUUUUUCAAUCUUCGCCAGCCCAGUGUUACGAUCAGUGCCCUGGUGGCCCAGCUGCUCGCCUACCCCGUUGGUUGUGCCUGGGCCAAGUUCAUGCCACUGGGAAUUUUGAACCCGAACCGAAACUUCAAUAUCAAGGAGCAUGCCUUGGUCACAAUCAUGGCCAACGUCUCCUUCGGCUCUGCAGCAGCAACCCAGGUCAUCGAAGCGAUGGUGAAGUUCUACGGUUUGCCGUCGCAGGGUGGCUUCGAGAUUCUUUUCGUCAUUACCACCCAGCUAUUCGGAUUCGGUUUGGCUGGUGUUUCCUAUCGUUGGCUGGUGUUUCCCGCUACGAUGGUCUGGCCGCAGGUUCUCUCCAAUGCGGCCCUGUUGACUACUCUGCAUUCCAGAUCCAAUGCUGUCGCGGACGGCUGGAAGAUCUCUCGUCUGCGUUUCUUCCUCUACGUCUUCAUCGGAGGUUCGAUCUGGUAUUUCGUCCCCGGUUUUCUAUUCAAGGGACUCAGUACCUUCAGCUUUAUCUGCUGGAUCGUUCCCAAUAAUGUUGUGGUCAAUCAACUUUUUGGCCAGACGACUGGUCUGGGGAUGUCGCUCCUGACAUUUGACUGGGCGCAGGUCGUCUAUGCCAACCAGAGUCCGCUGCUGGUUCCGUUCUGGGCGGGUAUGAAUGUGAUGGGAGGGUUCGCGCUCUUCUUCUGGCUGAUCUGUCCGAUCUUAUACUACACCAAUACGUGGUAUUCGGCGUACCUACCACUCAUGAAUUCCGCGACCUUUGACAACACCGGGAGUACGUACAAUACGAGUCGGAUAAUGAACGCCGACGGCACAGUUAACCAACAAGCUUACCGGGAGUAUUCGCCUAUGUUCCUUCCGGCCGCGUAUGCUCUGACUUAUGGCCUGGCUUUUGCUAAUCUUACCGGAAUCUUCGUGUACAUCGGUCUAUAUCACGGCAAGGGCAUUCUGAGCAACUGGAAAGGCACGGAAAAGAAGGAUAUCCACGCCCGCCUGAUCGAGGCCUAUAAAAAAGUUCCCUGGUGGUGGUUUGCGGCCAUCACUGUUCUGAUGUUCGUUUUGAGCAUCGUGACCAACGAAGUGUGGCAUACAGGACUACCUGUCUGGGCUGUCUUUGUGUCUUUCGUUCUUCCAGUCAUCUACUUCAUCCCUGUGGGGAUCAUCAAGGGCGUAACCAACAUCAGCACCAACCAACUGAAUCUUAUUACCGAGUUUAUCGGUGGCUACGCGUUACUCGGGAAGCCAGUGGCGAACAUGGCUUUCAAGUUCUAUGGCUAUGUCGCAGUGUCGCAAGGACUCGAAUUCGUUGCUGACAUGAAACUGGCACAUUAUCUCCAUAUCGCACCCCGGGCCGUCUUCCUCGCCCAAGGUAUCGCCACCCUCGUAGGUGCGAUUGUGCAGACAGGUGUGACAGUCUUUAUGAUCACUCGCAUCAAAGGGAUAUGUGCCUCAAAGGACAAUAACGGUUACUCGUGUCCACAUGGCGAAGUCACCUAUUCGUCCUCAUUGAUCUGGGGUGCAUUGGGCCCCGGUCGCAACUUUUCGCCAGGUCAAUUAUACGGCAAACUACUCUGGUUUUUCUUGGUCGGACCACUUGCGGUUCUGGCAACGUGGCUGCUGUCGCGGAGAUGGAAGUUUUUCAACUACGUGUCUUGGCCAGUCAUUUUCGGCGCCAUGGGUCUGGUGCCUCCUGCUACGGGUGUGAACUUCUCGUCCUGGUGGGUGGUGAACGUGCUCUUCAAUGGUCUUCUUAAGAGGCGCAAACCGGCGUGGUGGACCAAGUACAACUACGUGUUGUCCGCAGCCCUCGACUCGGGUGUGGCGGUCUCGACCAUUAUCAUCUUCUUUUGUAUCAUCCUGCCCGGGGGUACACUCACCUGGUGGGGGAACACCGUCUACUCGCAAACGGCGGACGGUCAGGGUACACCCUGGAAGAGCCUGCCUGCGAGGGGAUAUUUUGGGCCCGCGAAGGGAACUUGGGAGUGACACCGCUGAGAUGCAUUAUUGCGCAAUGGUUGAUGGAUAUCGGCGAUUGAGCGAAUUCUGUAUGGGUGCGUUUUCGGAUACUGAUUUGUUUAAUACACAGAGUAAUAAUACAAUAUACCCUCUCAUUUAGAGACUCGUUCUUCAUUAUGAACUAUUUACUGUUUCAUCAUUAUCAUGAUUAUUGACUAUUGAUCACCACAGGCUGUCAUGAAGUCUAUUUAGCGUGUAAAUUAGCAACAGGAACACACGCCUUGCCGCGUAAAUCAAGGAUCCAGUGCUCUAGAGUACAUGCUUGCAUGCACUAGUUAUAUAUAUAUAGUCUCUAUCACAUUGAUGUUGCUAUGAGUUCUUUGUCUAUCUGAU